AUGAGUUUCUCCAGGGACUCUGCCUUCAUGAUGGUGAACACGUCGGGGCGUUUUGGGGGCCAGAAGGCGCUGCUGCUGUCUCCGCAGCUGAAGGAGAACGACACCCACUGCGUGCUCUUCCAGUACUACGUGGCGGGCCGUGAGGGCAGCGGCCCCGCCCACCUCAACGUCUACGUCAAGGAGAACAGCGGCCCGCUGGGCACACCUGUGUGGAACACCUCUGGACCCCCCGCACGCACCUGGACACAGGUGGAGCUGGCCAUCAGCAUCUACUGGCCCAACUUCUACCAGAGCUCUGGGAGCAGCAGGAGCUGGCCUGAGGUGGACCCAUGGUGGCCGUCUGAAGGCUGUGGAGGCCCACUCAAGGACAAGAACCGCUGA
This is a messenger RNA of Sardina pilchardus (European sardine), 381 nucleotides long. Its product is annotated as receptor-type tyrosine-protein phosphatase mu. The transcript is spliced from 3 exons. NCBI's taxonomy places the organism in Eukaryota, Metazoa, Chordata, Actinopteri, Clupeiformes, Clupeidae. Gene Ontology annotation, cellular component: membrane. The record is from RefSeq and is a predicted model, not a curated record. Bases 1 to 381 code for a protein of 126 amino acids.